This is a messenger RNA of Contarinia nasturtii (swede midge), 994 nucleotides long. Its product is annotated as syntaxin-8. Gene Ontology annotation, cellular component: endomembrane system; SNARE complex. Gene Ontology annotation, biological process: intracellular protein transport; vesicle fusion. The record is from RefSeq and is a predicted model, not a curated record. The coding region runs from base 123 to 863 and encodes 246 amino acids. The transcript is spliced from 4 exons. Gene Ontology annotation, molecular function: SNARE binding; SNAP receptor activity. NCBI's taxonomy places the organism in Eukaryota, Metazoa, Arthropoda, Insecta, Diptera, Cecidomyiidae.
UAUGCAUUCAAGUUGAUACAUAUGCUAGAGUAUCAUUUAAUUUUUGCGAAUUGUUUUUAUUAAUGUUUUCAAUUUUUAAUUUUUUCACUUACCAAAGUUAAUAGACAUAAAUAUUCAAUAGAAUGGCUCUGGUUGAUAUAGAUACAUGGAUUACGGAAUAUGCUGCAUGUGAACGAUUAAGCCGAGAUAUUCAAUCACAGAUUGUUUUGCGCAAUCAACAACCAUCUCGUUUAUCCACUGAAUACUCGAAAAUUUCGAGUGGUAUUCGAUUUAAUUUAAAACAAUUUACAACAAAUUUGGAUCAGCUUAACAAAACAAUAUCACAUUCAGCCAUAACUACACAAGAGGCAGAACGACGUCAACGUCAAGUUGAAACCUUACAAUCACAAUAUGUUCAUUUGCAAUCACAAUUUAUGAAUGUGGGCAAUGCCAACUCCGACCGAAAUCAAUUGCUGGGAACUGAAAAACCGAGCUACUGGCAGAGCCAAUUUGACGAUGACGAUGAUGAUGACCAACCUCUUGAUGGUUUUCGAAAUCAACCAACCAGUUCAAGUGGUCGUGAACCAUCCGUUGAUGAUCUACGCAAACAACAAACCCGAAUACUCGACGAUCAAAAUGAAGGUCUUGACGCCCUUUCGAAAGUGAUAUCACGGCAAAAAAACCUAGCGCUUCGUAUUGGCGAUGAAUUUGACGAACAAAAUGGAAUUAUCGAUAAUCUCGUAAGCACAAUGGAUAAUACAAAUUCUAGAAUGGCCGGUACAACCCGAAACGUGGGUGAAGCAAUUCAAAAGGAAUCAACCAAAUGUUAUUGGUUUUUGAUCAUCAUUUUGUUAGUUGUAAAUAUUAUAGUUGCCAUUUUAUAAAUAUGUAAUUUCGGCAAAAAAUAAUGUUCGUAUCCAUUAAGUUUUGAUUCAUUGUUAGCACUUAAAUGGCCAUAUGUUUAUUGAAAGAUUUUUUAUGUAAAUAUUAAAAUACCAAAACUAUAAACUAUAAA